Penicillium daleae is the source of this 720-nucleotide messenger RNA. Its product is annotated as CTD kinase subunit gamma. Gene Ontology annotation, biological process: positive regulation of DNA-templated transcription, elongation; positive regulation of transcription by RNA polymerase I. The record is from RefSeq and is a predicted model, not a curated record. The transcript is spliced from 2 exons. The coding region runs from base 1 to 720 and encodes 239 amino acids. Gene Ontology annotation, cellular component: CTDK-1 complex. Lineage: Eukaryota; Fungi; Ascomycota; Eurotiomycetes; Eurotiales; Aspergillaceae.
AUGAUGGUUGAUCCGUUCGAAGUGCGCAUGCGCUUCACCCAGCAGUUGCAGUAUCUCAGCGCCUCGGUCACCUCCUCCCAGAAAACUGCUCAAUAUGCACUCAAGUACCGCGACUGGGACGAGGACCUUCACUCGUGCAUUCUGGAGCAGCUGGAGAGAAACAACAUGAACAACCGGGCCAACAUCAUGUCCUUCAUCGAGCAGUUCUGCGAUAUGGCCACCAAGGAAGAUCACCUUCCCUACGUUCGGAUGAUCCAGCGCGACAUUCUCCGCAUCGUGGAUGCAGUUGUCCCUCCUGAUGGUUCUGGUGCCGCCAAUGUUAAGCACGUUCGACGAGUGCUGGGCAAUCUCAAGGAAAAGGGGAUUCUCUCUGCUGAAAGUGUGGAGGAGAUCGACGCCGCGCUCAAAGACCGUGACACUCACCCCAAGCACUAUGACAACGAAGAGGAAGGGGUCUUGGAAGAAAGUGCUCAGAUCAAGACUGGUGCUCGCCUGGACAAGCGACAGAUUGAGCAGAGAAUCGAAGAAGACCGCGAGCGGAACAAACGUCUGAGAGAAACCAUCUGGGCCGUGAGCGGAGAUGAUAUAGAUGAAUGCGAGCAGCUCUGGGAUGAGUGCAGUGAGGCAAACUCAGAUGACUUCCGCAACGCCAGAGAGGAGGCCUUGGCCCAGUUACAAGUAGCUGCUGAAAUGUGCAGAGAACUGUGUGAAGAGCUCUGA